AUGUUUAAAAAUCGCUCUAUUGUCCAGAUCACGCUCUGGCUCGGCUUUUUGAGCCUCGGGUGGGCUCAAGAGUAUCAGCAGACCAUCUGGGGGAUUUUCGCAUUCACAACGUAUGGAGACAAAACUCCAAGUCUUCUCGCCGACGCUCGCCCAAGAGUGCUAUCGGACUAUGGUGCCAAUCAGCUUGCAGAUGCAGGUACAGCGUUCCGAGAUCGCUAUCUCUCUUCUGGAAAAGACGUCAACAAUUCUCCAUCGACCAUUCAAUAUCUGUCUGCUACGGUCCUGGACCCUCAAGAUGUCGAAAUCUUUGCCUCGACGGAUCAAUUCGCCAUUGCCUCGGCGCAAGCGUUCAUGCAAGGCCUUUACCCACCGGUGGGUCAGGCCGGUCUGGAGACAUCAGAUGUCACAGCCAAUGGCUCCCUGAGAAUCUCGCCGCUGAAUGGGUAUCAGUAUCCUCAAAUCCUCACUCUCGGACAAACAGAUCCGCAGUCCACGAUCCUGACUGGGAAUGAAAACUGUCCGAUUUACCAAGCGGCCGAGUCGGAGUAUCAGAAUGGAGACUACGCACAUGGAAUCUCCCAAAUCACCAACGCGUUUUACGUGAGGCUGUGGAACGAGGUGCUGUCCGGGGUGAUGGAUGAAACAUCAGCCAACUAUCUCAACGCCGUUGAGAUAUUCGAAUACAUUGAAUAUGAAAUGAUACACAACAGCACCGUCCAAACUCAGCUGACCGAAGCUGAGAUCCGACAAGCACGAUGGUGGGCUGACCACUACACGUACGCCACAAACCAUCAAUCUGAUUUCAACAAAUCGACAGCUGAGUCUAUCAUGUCAAUAGCAGGUCAAACUCUGGCAGCCAGUAUCAUGAAUGCUUUUCGCCUCAACAUUGAGGAGUCAGGUACAAGCCAGAAAUUGAGUCUCUUGUUCGGUGGAAGCGAUACGGCGGUGGCUCUGGCAUCACUGCUGAGAUUGCCAUCAGACCAACAGCCAAACUUGUAUUGCCGUCCAAAUCAAGGAGCAUCCCUUGUCUUUGAACUGUUCAGCUUCCAGGCAGGAGAGUCAUACCCAGCGUAUCCCGCUGUGGACGAUUUGUACGUGCGAUUUUUGAUCCACAACGGUACAAGCAACACGACAUUCUCCCCAUACCCAAUGUUUGGACACGGCCCGAGUCAUGAGUACAUUCCCUACACUGAGUUUCAAUCCGAGCUGGAGAGUUUCACUACGCAGAGCACCCAGAAUUGGUGUAGGCAGUGUAACUCAGAGGCCAUCUUCUGCAGAGUACUCGACGAUGAGCGGGCCUAUGCCUCUAUGGGUGACCGAAAGCAAAUGGCUCCUGCAGUUGCUGGUAUCAUAGGGGCGGUGAUCAUGCUAGCGAUUAUUGGUGUUCUUGGAGCCGUGGGACUGUGUAUCUGGGCUAUGCGCAAACGCGAAACUAGUCGCACGCCCAGCCUUGGUGGAUUCAAAGGGACCUCAAAGUUGGCAAGCGAUCUUGAUGUCACGUUCCAGGGUCCACAUUGGACUACUUCAAAAAACGCAAAUGAUCGAUCAAAGAUCAACAUGGCUGAUGGUAUUGUCAUCCGCGGGCACGAAAGAACAGGAAGUUGGGAGAUGGGACAACCGAAAGACACCCAUGAAGAUCUCGAAAUUGCCAGACAUUCUAGCUUGUCCGCACCGGACGAUGAAAACGAGGAGGAAUGGCGCAUUGUUCGAGGUCUGCGUGCUGUGGAAGCUCGAGAAAGUGUCUGA
This is a messenger RNA of Penicillium oxalicum, 1746 nucleotides long. RefSeq lists its product as uncharacterized. The transcript has a single exon. Gene Ontology annotation, biological process: dephosphorylation. NCBI's taxonomy places the organism in Eukaryota, Fungi, Ascomycota, Eurotiomycetes, Eurotiales, Aspergillaceae. Gene Ontology annotation, molecular function: phosphatase activity. The coding region runs from base 1 to 1746 and encodes 581 amino acids. The record is from RefSeq and is a predicted model, not a curated record.